Penaeus monodon (black tiger shrimp) is the source of this 843-nucleotide messenger RNA. RefSeq names its product regulator of G-protein signaling 10-like. The record is from RefSeq and is a predicted model, not a curated record. The transcript has 4 exons. Bases 156 to 671 code for a protein of 171 amino acids. Lineage: Eukaryota; Metazoa; Arthropoda; Malacostraca; Decapoda; Penaeidae.
GGCAGCAGAGAAAGUCUCGCCCGAACAGGAAUUUCAUGUUGUUUACGAUGGCCGUGAGUUCCUGAUGAACGGAUGGUAACCUGAGCUAUUUUGGAAGAAAAGGGGCAGUCGUUCUGCCUUAGCUUGGAAGAGAGUGUGGGUAACUUCAGGAGGCCAUGGCUACUCCAGCGAAGACAGAGAAGCCCAAGGAUGAUAAGGAAAAAGAUGAAAAGCCCAAAGCCCCACCAAAGCCAAAGGCGCCCUCAAAACCCCAGUUAGAGAAGUGGGUUUCGUCCAUAAAUGCCUUAUUGUGUGACCCUGAGGGCUUAAAGGCAUUCAGGGCAUUUCUAAAGGAAUCAGAGGUGGAAGACGGUGAGCUCACAAGAUACCUUGACUUCUACGAGGAGGUUGAAAGUUACAAAGCAGAAUUUAAAAGACUAGAAGAAUCAGCAAAAGACAUUUUUGAAACAUAUCUCGAGGAUGCUGCUCACCAGGGAAUUAUUUUGCAGGUUGGGGCUGACAAGGAAGUGGGAACAGGGGGAAAGAGCGUGGAUAUUGGGGACAAGCUUGAGGAUGAAGGAUUGGAAGGCGUGCAGCUAUUUGAUGAACCACAGAAGAAGGUCAAACAGAAGCUUGCCGAUGGGCAAUACAUCAACUUCUGCUCACACCUUAAGGAGAAAUACAAGUUAUAGCAUAAGGCACUUCACUCUGCAGGAAAGGUGGCUACCAUUGUUUGCAAAGAUGUUUUUGAUUUGUAAUUGAGAAAAUAGUUUAUUGUCCUGUGUAUGGUUUUGGUAGUCCAUUACAAAAGAGUGAAUGAAGGCCGGGGCAUAAAAAAUACUGUUCAGUUUUAUUUCAGAAAGC